Messenger RNA from Cajanus cajan (pigeon pea), 1746 nucleotides. RefSeq names its product CPR5 protein (gene CPR5). NCBI's taxonomy places the organism in Eukaryota, Viridiplantae, Streptophyta, Magnoliopsida, Fabales, Fabaceae. Gene Ontology annotation, biological process: trichome morphogenesis; leaf senescence; defense response. The record is from RefSeq and is a predicted model, not a curated record.
AAAAAAGAAAGAAGGUAAGAGGGAAGUGGGAACCCAAAAGUGAAAAACAAACACUCUCUCGCGUGCCCUAAUCAUUGCUCUGUAACGUUAGCCACUUCAAAUUCAAGGGUUCUUCAUUCUUCUCGUUGGCCGUUGCAACUUAAAUUUCAUGGAUGCUUCGUCUCUGCACUGAAAUUGCGUCUCGCGACGACAUGGCAGAGAUUCAGAAUUCUUCCUCGGAAGCGGCAAUCGACCAAUGCGAGAGUAAGGCUUCGAUGGAGAACGGAACGCGAAGUUCGGAAGCCUCCGAAACGACGUCGUCGAGUUCGUCUCGAAAAGGAAAGGGUAAAGGUAAGGGUGCGGCAUUCAAGCGACGGAACUCUAGAGUUCUUGUUCGCCGCCAUAGGGCUAAUAAUGUGGACACCAUUGGCCUUCCUCUCGGAAUGUCGUUCGCCGCUGUGAUGGCUCAGGUGUUGUAUAGAAAAGAUGGAGCAGCUGAGGAUAUGUCUCCCAAUCAUCUUUCAAUGAUGUGCUCUUCGGCUAUCAAAGAAUCUCUUGCCAGUGUUUUUGGAGACAAGCUAGAUGGUUUGAUGAGCAACUUUGAACAAUCUUUCAGUAGCACGUUGAGUACUCUUCAGUUGAUCUAUGAAUCAUCCAAGAGCAAUGAAGGAAAUAUAUUAAAUGAUACAAAUGCAGAAAUUCGGAGUUCUAAAUUGAUUUUUGACAAAGGAGUAUGCUCAGGUGAUAUUGUUACAGAGGAUGCUUAUUCAAGGCCAUCCCAUGUUGAAAUACAAAAUCAAUCAAUUAGUCGUGAUUCUCCAGAAGAGGUCAGGGAUAACUUUCAUACGGAUUCAGUUAGUCUUGAUUCUCCUGAAGAGGGCAGGGAUAUCUGUCAUAUGGGUUCUGUUAGCCGUGAUCUCACUUCGUAUGGGCAAUCAAACCAAAUGGUUUCUUUUUCUCAAAUAUUUUCUGGAUCUGUAAAUAAUCUCAUGGUUAGUCUUAUUAAGAAGUCUGUCAUGGAGCAGUGUCGUUCUAAUGAACUCAAGUGUCGUUCUAAUGAACUCAAGUGGCGUUCUAAUGAACUCAAGACACGGGAACUUGACCUUUAUAUGGAAAGCUUGAAAUUGAAAGAGGAUGCAUUGUCUGCCAAACAUGAUUCGAAUAAUCUAAACAGAUCCAAAUUAGCCAUGGGGGAAUCGAAGGCAUCUUUCAAAGCUGAAAAGUUUAAGACCCAGUUGGAAGAUACGAGGCAUGGUGAACUCAAAAAGAAGUGCAUAGACUGUCUUAUUACUGGUUUGCUUAUUAUGUCAUCCUCACUUUUGAUGGUGCUUAUGUUUAUUCCUACGAACGGAUUACUGAAGCUACUGAAUCUUGUACACCAUCAACCCAGGAAUCUUCCUCGUGGUGGACUCCUAAGUCAGUAACGUCAUUCAAUUCAAGGUUGAAUAUUUUGUGGUGUCAGGUUCAAGUAAUGAGCCGAAUGGCAUUUGGUGUCUUAAUGAUUUUUGCAGUUGCAUAUUUGCUCCUGCAGCGUUCAACAACGUCAUCGCAGACUAUGCCAGUUACUUUCAUCGUUUUAAUGUUAGGAGUUGGUUGUGGCUAUUGUGGCAAGAUGUGUGUAGACACACUGGGAGGGAGGGGUGAUGUGUGGCUCUUUUACUGGGAGAUCCUGUGUUUGCUGCAUUUCUUAUCUCUUUGCUGGACAUCCGCUUUGUACUCAAUCCUUCAUGGAUCAGUCACUGCACCACAAACGACAGAGAAGAAUAC